Jaculus jaculus (lesser Egyptian jerboa) is the source of this 504-nucleotide messenger RNA. RefSeq names its product signal recognition particle 14 kDa protein-like. Lineage: Eukaryota; Metazoa; Chordata; Mammalia; Rodentia; Dipodidae. Bases 1 to 504 code for a protein of 167 amino acids. Gene Ontology annotation, cellular component: signal recognition particle, endoplasmic reticulum targeting. The record is from RefSeq and is a predicted model, not a curated record. The transcript is spliced from 4 exons. Gene Ontology annotation, molecular function: 7S RNA binding; endoplasmic reticulum signal sequence receptor activity. Gene Ontology annotation, biological process: SRP-dependent cotranslational protein targeting to membrane.
AUGAUCGAUGGCCUCUGUGAAAACUGCAUUAUCUCUUCAAAAAUAGAGAGCGAGCAGUUCCUGACGGAGCUGAGCAGACUGUUCCCAAAGUGCUGGACGACGGGCAGAGUGUUCAUCACCCUGAUGAAGUGCGAUGGCCGCACCAAACCCACCCCGAGGAAGGGCACUGGGGAGGGCUUUGAACCUGCGGAGAACAAGUGUCUGCUGAGAGCUACUGAUGGGAAAAAGAAGUUCAGCUUCGUGGUGAGCUCCAGAGAUGGGAAUAAGUUUCAGAUGGUGUAUUCCAAUCUUCUAAGAGCCAAUAAGGAUGGGCUGAAGAAGAGGGAUAAACAGAACAAGAACAAGAAGACCAAAGCAGCAGCAGUUCCAGCAGCAGCGGCUCCAGCAGCAGCUCCAGGAGCGGCAGUGGCAGCAGAGGGCCUGGCAGCGGCAGCAGCAGCAGUGAUGGUAGUGAACACAAUGGAGAUCCAAGACUCGUGCAAGUGCAGAGAAGAGAAAGCUUAG